CCCAAGUCCAAUAUUACCAAAUCAUAUCUUUAAAUACCUUGAAUCCCAUAAAGAUUAAAGAAACCAAGAAAACAUGUUCUUUCAACUGAUCAUUCUACUCUCAUCUUUCCUCCUCGGAGCUCUCUCACUACACCAAAGCUCCGAACUCCAAGCCUUGAAAGCCUUCAAGAACUCGAUCACCGAUGACCCGACGAGUGCCCUCGUUGACUGGGAUGAGACCGCCCUCCACUAUUGCAACUGGACCGGAGUGGCGUGCAACCCCUCCACGGGCAAUGUCGUCUCCAUCUCCAUGGUGGACAAGCAGUUGCAAGGCCGGAUCUCCCCGUCUCUCGGGAAUCUCUCGAGUCUUGAGGUACUUGAUUUAACCCUAAACUUGUUCACCGGCCCCAUCCCCGCCCAACUAGCCUCGUGCGCGAACCUCACUCAGCUAAUCCUCUACCAUAACUCUGUCUCGGGCCCCAUCCCAUCGGAGCUUGGAGGCUUAAGAAACCUGCAGCUGCUGGACCUCGGGAAUAAUGCCCUCAACGGGAGCAUCCCCGAUGCCCUAUGCAACUGCAGUGAGCUACUAGCACUAGGCCUAAACACCAACAACCUCACAGGAAAAAUCCCACCACAAAUUGGCAACCUUGUUAACUUAGAAACGUUUCUAGCUUAUAAAAACAAGUUAGAGGGCUCAAUACCUAAUUCCAUAGGAGAAUUGACACAAAUGCAAGUUUUUGACCUCAGUGAAAACAUCCUAACCGGCAAAAUCCCUCGAGAAAUAGGAUCUAUGCUCAAUUUACAAAUUCUCCAACUCCAUAUAAACCUCUUCUCCGACGAGAUCCCACCCCAACUCGGCCAAUGCACGAAGCUCGCCAUCCUCAACCUCUACACGAACAACCUCACCGGCCCCAUCCCACCCGAGCUCGGGCGCCUAGCCCUCCUACAAGUCCUCCGCCUAUACGAAAACAAGCUGAGAUCGACAAUUCCGAUCACAUUAUACCAACUAAAGUCACUCAUCCACUUAGGCCUCUCCCAAAAUGAGCUCUCUGGCCCGAUUUCACCGGAGAUCGCCUCCCUAGCAUCCCUAGAGACGCUGACGCUCCACUCCAACAACUUGAGCGGUGUAGUCCCUCCCAACAUAACCCGUCUGAGCAACCUGUCCUACAUCUCCCUUGGCUUCAACUCGCUAACGGGGCCCAUCCCCCGUGAGAUCGGGUUGCUCCACAACCUUAUGAACCUCACGGCCAAUAACAACGGUCUAGAGGGCCCGAUCCCCGCCUCCAUCACCAACUGUACCCGCCUCCUCACCAUCUCAUUGGCCAAAAACCAGAUCACGGGGCGGGUUCCACUUGGGCUUGGGCGCCUAACUAACUUGACCUUCCUCUCCUUGAGCUCCAAUGCCCUCACCGGAGACAUCCCCAGCGACCUCUUCAACUGCUCGAAGCUGGAGGUGCUUGAUUGGAGCCGAAACGCCUUCAAUACGACGAUCAGUCCCCGGAUCGGAUCGCUCUCAAGGCUCCAUACAUUCAGAGCAAUCGAUUCGGGAAUUUUCGGCCCAAUCCCAAGAGAGAUUGGCAAUUUAAGCUCACUCAUUUACUUAGACCUUCCAAGAAACAGAAUCUCUGGCCUAAUCCCAACAGAACUUUCUAGACUCUCAUUUCUUCAAGGCCUCGCAUUGAAUGAAAACCAACUCCAAGGAAUAAUCCCCCAAGAAAUCUCUCUCCUCAAACACCUCACUGAUCUCCAACUGCAGAGAAAUCAACUCAUAGGCUCAAUCCCACCUUCUCUCUCCAAAAUCAACUAUCUAUCCAACUUAGACCUCAGUGGCAACAACCUCAAUGGCACCAUCCACCCGAGCCUCGGCCUGCUGAUCCGUCUGACGAAUCUUGACUUGUCAGACAACCGUCUCACGGGCCCAAUCCCGGGCCCGGUCAUUGCCGGAAUCAAGAAUCUACAACUCAACCUCAACCUCUCACACAACUCCCUGACAGGAGCAAUCCCAGAUGAGAUAGGCCUCCUGCAAAUGGUCCAAUCCAUCGACAUCUCCAACAACGCACUCUCAAACGCCAUCCCUCGCUCGAUCAAAGGCUGCCAGAACUUGAUCACACUUGACCUCUCAAGCAACAACCUCUCCGGCCAAAUUGCAGACGACGCAAUGCUCCCUCAGCUAGAGAGGCUAAACCUCUCAAGAAACCAGUUACAAGGCAAUCUACCUCAAAAUCUUGGGAGUUUAAAGCAUCUCUCAUCACUUGAUCUCUCACAUAACAAGCUCACAGGGGAAAUCCCACAAUCAUAUUCCAAUAUCUCAACCUUGAAACACCUCGAUCUCUCCUUCAAUCUACUCGAAGGCCGCGUUCCCAACCUCACAAGCAUAGCCAAUCUGGAAGGGAAUCCAUCUCUCUGCGGGACAACUCCUCUUCCACAAUGUACAAACAAGAAAAGCAAGAAAAAGAAGAAACAGAGAGUGGUAAUGAUAGCUCUGGCCUCAGCCUCGGCCUUUGCAACACUCAUCCUUCUCCUCUCAACGCUCUACGCCUUGAAAAGGAAGACGAAGAAACAGUCUCUCCCUCCCAAACCCUCCAUCGCUUCAGCAGUGAGUCUCAAGAGAUUCGAAGCGAAAGAGCUGGAAAUAGCUACAGAUUCGUUCAGCAGCGAAAACAUGAUCGGAUCGACUCAUUUGAGCAGCGUCUACAAAGGCAGAUUACAAGAUGGGAAGGUAAUAGCAGUGAAAAGGCUGAAUUUGGAGCAAUUUGCAGAGGAAUCCGACAAAUGCUUCUACAGAGAAGCAAACAUAUUAGGCCAACUACGGCACAAGAACCUUGUGAAGGUUCUUGGGUACGCGUGGGAGAGUGGCAAGAUGAAGGCGUUAGUGCUCGAGUUCAUGGAGAAUGGGAGCUUGGAGGAGAUGAUUCACGGCAAUCAUCAACGUGCUUGGAGCUUAGGCGAGCGCGUGGAGGCGUUGGUAUCUGUAUGCGAGGGAUUGGUGUAUUUGCAUUCAGGGUAUGAUUUCCCAAUCGUGCAUUGUGACUUGAAGCCUUCGAAUGUGCUUCUCGAUGGAGGGAUGAGGGCUCGUGUCAGCGAUUUUGGCACGGCUAGGAUGCUCGGGGAGGGGGCCCACCUCUCAGCUUCCUUUUCCUUUCAAGGCACCAUUGGCUACUUGGCUCCAGAGGUGGCAUACAUGAGGAAUGUUACGACGAAAGUAGAUGUUUUCAGCUACGGGAUUAUGAUGAUGGAGAUGAUCACCAACAAGAGGCCAACAGGCCUCAUGUUACAAGAGGAUGGAUCAGGAUCAGCAAUCACACUAUCAGAGCUAGUUCAUCAAGCACUUGAGCUCGGAAUCAACGGCUUAGAUCAGAUCACGCAUCCUCAGCUCACGGACAAGAAUCACGAGGCGUUGGAAGCACUCCUCCGUCUCGCCCUCUCCUGCACUGCCCCGGACCCCCAAAAUCGGCCUAAUAUGGAUCAAGUGCUGGCUUCACUCUCUAAGAUUCGUGUCAUGGCUUAGCUACAAGGCUGGCAGAUUUUUGUUGGAUCAUGUUUUUUAGCAUAGCACAUGCUUAUGUACGUAAGAGAAGGUGUUAAUUGUUAAACAUAUUCAAUUUCAUAGUA
Messenger RNA from Salvia hispanica, 3591 nucleotides. It is a transcript of the gene FLS2, whose product is annotated as Leucine-rich receptor-like protein kinase family protein. Gene Ontology annotation, biological process: protein phosphorylation. Lineage: Eukaryota; Viridiplantae; Streptophyta; Magnoliopsida; Lamiales; Lamiaceae. The record is from RefSeq and is a predicted model, not a curated record. Gene Ontology annotation, molecular function: receptor serine/threonine kinase binding; ATP binding; protein kinase activity.